Danio rerio (zebrafish) is the source of this 5029-nucleotide messenger RNA. NCBI's taxonomy places the organism in Eukaryota, Metazoa, Chordata, Actinopteri, Cypriniformes, Danionidae. The record is from RefSeq and is a predicted model, not a curated record.
GCGGGGUAAAAACCCUUCAAACAAAUCAUUGCCGCGACGCCGUGUUCACGGUUUGUUUUCAUUUCGACCUCCAGUGCUUCCAAAGGUGCAGUUUGGAAACAGUUGAGGGGAAUAGUUGCCGACUUCAAACAGCGGACAGCCUUAUUGGGGAAUGAGUUUGUGAUAGUGUCGAGUCAACAGUAUGGCGUCAGGGGAAGAAAGCAGUGCUCCUCCUGAGGAUGAGAGGGGCGUUCUACUGGACAUUGAUGACGUUCACUUGCUUUUACAAGUGGAACAGGAGCAGAUUCAGAAGAGAACGUUCACAAAUUGGAUCAAUGCACAGCUUUCCAAGAGGAGUCCUCCAGCUGCUGUCCAGGAUCUGUUCUCUGAUCUUCGGGACGGAACACGACUGCUUGACCUGCUGGAGGUGAUGAGCGGCCAGCGCAUGAAGCGAGAGCGAGGUCACGGUGUGUUUCAGCAGAGAGGCAACAUCGAGACUGCUUUGAGCUUCUUGAAGAAUAAAUCCGUCAAACUGGUGAAUAUAAACAUCCCAGACAUCUUAGAAGGGAAACCUUCCAUCAUUCUGGGCUUGAUAUGGACCAUCAUCCUGCACUGUCAUAUAAAGGAGCUAGCCAGUACCCUCUCAUUUGGAUCCCGUUCCUCCUCCCUGGACUCCCUGUCCAGUCUAGACUCUUUUUCUGGUUCUCCAGCCAGUAGUCCAGUUCCUCGAGGAGCAUCACCGCUCCACACACGCUUCCGUCUGUCUGCUAAAAAAGCUCUGCUCCUGUGGGUUCGGGACCAGUGCCAGAAAGUCGGCUGUCCAGCUAGCGUGAGAGACUUUAAGUCGAGCUGGAGGAGUGGAGAGGUAUUUCUGGCUAUCCUCUGCUCCCUCAGGCCAGAUCUGGUGGAUCUCUCCCAAUUUCAGACCAGCAGCAAUCAGCAAAACCUGGAGAAAGCUUUUUACCUUGCUGAGAAGGAGCUAGGGAUUCCCAGACUACUUGAGCCAGAAGACGUUGACGUCAGUAACCCUGAUGAGAAGUCCAUCAUGACAUACAUUGCUCAGUUCCUUCAGUACUCCAAUGAUUUACCUUUAUCUGAUGAUGAUAUUGAGGCUUCACCCAGUCAGAAAGCCAGAGAGAUGAAAUGUUGGCUACAGCGAGCUUAUCAGGAGUUGCUGGAUUCAUGGAUUUCCACUGAGGGGAAGGGAUACGCAGAAAGGUACCAGGCAUUUCAGAACUUUGUGGGCACGUAUUAUGAGCAGAGACGUCCAGUUAUUCCAGUGCUCAGUGCAAUGAAGCGAUCUACUAAACCCAACGAGGAGCAGAUGGAACUGAGAAAGGCCUGGGAUGCCAUGGAGGAGAGGUUACAAGAGUACAAAAGUGAGCUUGAUGUUGGUUUGCCAGCACCUCUGAACACACUAGGCCAGUGGCUUCAACACAUAGAGGCUGUGCUUACUGAAGACAGCAGCAACACAGAAGAUCAUGCCCUUGCUGCCAGAGAUGCCAGACAUAAGCAAGAACAGCUGAAGGUCCUGGUUGAAGAUUUAAGCCAGCACUUGAACACACUUCAUCACUACUGUAACGCAGAUGAUGAUAACUGUCCUCAAGUACCAGUCGAGAAGCUGGAAGAGAUCAAAAGACGUUUCACCAGUGCCAGAGUAACAGCCAAGUACCACGGCAUCAAGCUACAAUAUAGAGAGCAGAUGCACCAUGUUUAUGACCUGCUGGGACGUCUGAAGUCUAAGCUGAGCUUGUGGAAAGGACCUUAUGGCUCCCAGGAGUCUGUGCAAUCUCUUCUACAGGAUUGGCAUGAAACUGUUGACAAGGAAGGCCUGGUGUGGAAGUUGAAGGAAGCUCUACAUAAGCUGAAAGACACAACAAUCAGUUAUGCAAGCAAAGCAGCCCUGGCGGACGACUUGCCUGUGGUAAACAGGCAGGUAAAGGAAGCUGAUAGUGAAACAAGAGCCAUCACUGAUGCUGCAGAAUCAGUCAAGUCUACUAUGGAGCGUGUGCUGGGUGCAUGGGAGUCCUACAAAGACUACCUGUAUCGGUUACAGGUCUGGCUGGGGCAGGAGAGUCAAACACAGAUGCAAGAGAAAGAGCAGAAGCGUUUUUCCUCCAGCGAGAAUGAGUGGAGUACACGUCAAGCCCAGCUGAACGAAGCAGGCAACUUUCUCAUUGAGAUGAGUGAUACAUCCACCAGCCAUUCUCUAUCUGAUGAGCUCCGCAGGCUCAACAUGCAGUGGGCUGACUUCAUAAAAAGGACCAAGUUUGCAGUGACCCAUCAGCCCAUCUGUACAGUUCCAGGUGUUCAAACUGCUCAAGGCCUGAUGCAGGAAUCGGGCUGUGUACUUAGAGAUACUCUCGAAGUGUCAUCUGGACCCCUGCGCAUUUAUAGAAAGAAACUACAGGGCAUAAUUAAAAAGAUUUCAGAGCUUGAUUUAAACUCAAUAUAUCCAUCUCCAGACUGCAAAGAGGAAACUCUUCACAAACUCAAGCAAGCACUGCUAGAGAUGUAUAACACUUUAAACCGAGUAGAUCAGGUGUGUGAGGGGCUCCAGAGAGCGGCGUCUCUUCUUGAAGGCAGAUUAGCUGAGCUUGAAAACUGGAGCACAGAGGCCCAAGAGGUCUGCCAGCACCUAAGCAGCAGGCAGCGUCGAGGCCACUUGGAGCCACAUCUUAGGGCUAAAGCUUUGAUAUCUAGAGGUCUACAGUUGGAAGGACAGGUGGUGACAGAGGGCGAGGACCUGCAAGUUCUCGUGACAUCUUUGCAAAAGAACUUCACCCUGCCUUACCUCAGCAUAACAGACCUUCAAGACCGACUGAAGCAGACAGUCUCUCUCUGCCAGGAGGUUACUGAGAUGCUCAGUUGUCAUGGAGUAAAGCGUGAAGGACAGCCUGAAAGUGCACGGCCUGCUUCCAAGGUUUUUGUGCAUACACUUUCUCAGCCUGAAUUUCAAACUGGAAGCAUUCAGCACUAUCAGAUGUUCUCUCGAAGCAGCAAACUUUCCUUAGACAGCCCAGUGGAAUCUCAAAAACAAGACUUUCAUUCCUUUCAGCUGCAGACACCAUUUGAAGCCACUGGUGGUGCAAAGCACCAGGCCCUCAGUCAGUUUCAUGAUAAAUCUCCCGAAGAUCAAAGGAAAGCUAAAUGCCAAAUACAGCAAGCAGACCUCAAACAGCCUUUGUUGUCAUCCGUUGUUGGCAGGAAGGUUCAAAUGAAACCCCAGACUAAAGUUCAUCUUAUCUCUGUAGACUCGAGCCAAACCUCGUGCCCUGGAUCCUCAGGACCUUUUCAGGUUAUCUCUGUAGAGUCAAACCAAUCCAGCAGCAUUGAACCCUCAGUCCCUCUCCCAGUUGUUUCUGUAGAUUCAAGCCAUACAAGGGGCUUUAGACCAUCAGAAGUUCAGGUUGUCUCUGUAAACACAAGCCAGACCAUUAGCUUUGGACACUCAGACACUCUCCAUAGUAUCCCUAUUGAGUCAAAACAAACCAGUGGCUUUGGAGCAUCAAGCCCUCUCCAAGAAAUUUCUGUACACUCAAGUCAAGCCAGUAGCUUUAGACAAUCAGAACCUCACGUUUUCAGUGUAAACUCAAGUCAGAUGAGUGGCUUUCCACCCUCAAACCGUCUUUGGGUUAGCUCUGUAGGAUCAAACCAAACCACUGGCCUUCAAUCCUCAGACCCUUUACAGGUUAUGUCUGUUGAGUCAAGCCAAUCUAGCAACAUUGGAUCCUCAGAACAUCUUCAUGUUACCUCUGUAGAAUCACAACAAUGCAGUGAGCCCUCGGACCCUCUCCAGGUGGUUUCUGUAGACUUAAGCCAAACAAGUGGCUUUAGACAAUCAGAGGUACAGGUUGUUCAUGUAAACACAAGCCCGACCAUUGGCUUUGGACUCUCAGAUCCACUUCAGAUUAUACCUGUAGAGUCAAACCAAAUGGGUGGCUUUGGACCAAUGGACCUUCAAGUUGUAUCUACAGACUCAAGACAAUCUACUGAGCCAUCAGUUUCAUCCAGCACUAUGUCCAGCACAAGCACUUUGAUUAAAUCAGAUACCAUGACUCCACUAAGAAUGCCAAUUGAACAGCACCUAGCUUCACCACCAACACGCCAAGUUCAAACCUUAUUAGCACCCUCGAAGCAAAGACAAACUGUUCUAGUCAAAAGUUGCAGCUUUACCCAGCCCCAUGAUGAGCAAUCGCAAACCCAGUCUGCUUCCUGCCAAAGCACUUUAGGUGAAGCGGUCACAGUGACUCGGCUAAGAACCCCAAUUAAACACUUCUUUGAUUCACCACCAAAAUUGCAAUCUCAGACCUCAGUGACAACUUUACACCCAAAACAAAGGGUUUUAGCAAGAAGUCACAGCUUUCCACAACAAGUACAGGCUUCAGGCGUUCCUCAUAUCCCAGUUCAGAAUGAGGUGUUUGCCAGAGCUCAGGCUUUAGCCAGGAGCAGACUGGAGAAAGCCAAAAAUCACCUGGAUGAACACAUACAGGAUGUGAUUACUGUGAUCCGUACCAGAGACAAAUCUAAAAAACAAGGCAAGAAAAGACAGGCAAUAUCACGUUUUUUGAGGCCUACAGUAUUGGAGACAUUUCUAGAAGCCCUAAAGGGUAUGGGGGAUUUCUGCUCUGAUGCCCAGCUCAGAGACAUGGACCUCCUCUCUCAGUCAGUCAGGACACAGUGGGAGGUAUGUGCUACAGCAGCUGAUUGUUCAGUUCAUCUGGAAGCCUUGAGAAGAAUAAAGGAGAGUCUGGAGUCUGCAGAAAGUGUUCUUCUCAGCACCACUCAUCAGAGAACAGACACACAGAGGGUGGAGGACAUUCAGCACCUCACAGUCUCUUCAAGUGACUUGGCACCAUGUCAGAACAGCAGGGAGGACAGUGUCCCGCUGAGAGAGACUGUGCUGCUUGAGGACCUCAGCCUCGUCCACUCCCAGGCUGUUGUCCAGACCAACAUCGUGGAGAUCAAACAGAUAGCAGAGAGGACCAUCAUCCACCCCUGUUUAGCACAGGAAGAGAAGGCCACAGUGGAGAAAGCUCAGAGCAGGUAA